UAGUAGUGUCGGCUCUGCACGAUUAAGACGUAGGACUGGUUAUCGUAAAAAUGUAACAUUAAGUCAGCAUAGUGUUCCUGAGCCAAAGCCUUCUCAACCAAAAGAGUCACUAUGCGAGUCUUGUAAGAUUGUGCAUUUAAACGUACAAAGGGUUGGCAGUCUUGAUUUAUGCUCUUAUUGUCGAACGCUUUUUGAUGAUGAUAAUACGAUUCGUUUUAGGCGUGCCGGACAAUACGGAUUUCAACCUCACAAACGCGUUAAAAUUUUAGGUCGUGAUAAUAAAUGGUAUCCAGCAACGCAGGUUGAUGUCACAAAUGGACGUAUUCGUGUACAUUUCGACGGUUGGAGUGAUAAAUUUGAUGAAUGGGUACCGGCUGGAAGCCAAAGAAUGAAAGAUAUGACAUUAGAUGAGAUAUUAGAGGCACAAAAAGCUUUGGAAGAAGAAAGCACAGAAACAUUUGAUGAAAAUGAAUCAAUGUUAAUUCUACAUAACAAAGGCAGAAUACGCGUUAAGGGCCAAAAUAAACCUCCUUCUAUUUCGAGUUCUUCAAAAAAAAGUUCUUCACAAUCAAAAAAC
Racocetra persica is the source of this 577-nucleotide messenger RNA. NCBI's taxonomy places the organism in Eukaryota, Fungi, Glomeromycota, Glomeromycetes, Diversisporales, Gigasporaceae. The record is from the annotation of a GenBank genome assembly.